UUCCCCAAUGCUUUCAAUUAGACUUCCAACUGAGCAAUAUGAAGUUCCUGGCUCUUUUCGUCACCCUGCUGGUUGUUUUGGCCAUGGUCAAUGGCCAAAAACCAUCCAAAACUAACACAAAUCACAACGUCAUCGUGAUCGGUGGCAAGAAACCCGCAGCUGCACCCAGCGCUCCUGCUCCUGCUGCUGAUGCUCCUGCAGCCCUGUAAAUGUCAUGAGUCAGGACUUAUUUACUUCUAAUAAAAUGGAACGCUAAUUACAA
Messenger RNA from Drosophila teissieri, 262 nucleotides. It is a transcript of the gene Mst57Da, whose product is annotated as accessory gland-specific peptide 57Da. Bases 39 to 209 code for a protein of 56 amino acids. Lineage: Eukaryota; Metazoa; Arthropoda; Insecta; Diptera; Drosophilidae. The transcript has a single exon. The record is from RefSeq and is a predicted model, not a curated record.